AUUGAUGGGUUUGAUCAAAGGGUUAUUUCUGCCUGUAACUUGUUUUGGUUGUGGCGCUGUUGGCUCCACGCCGUCCCAUGAUGUGAAGCUGUGCUUCUCGCAAGCCCCGUCGCCUUUGCCUCCUUACUCUGUCAUCUUCUGCCAAAUUCAUCACACUUCUCUACCAAUUUACGAUUUUUUUUCUAAAAAUUUGAUCGUCACAUUUAUCCCGUGUAUAAUCUUCAGCCACAGAAGAAUAGAACGCGAGCUUUUUCAUCUCCAAUUUAAUAACUUUCUUUGAAUUUUCCUCUUAUUUACUCUCGCAUAGGUACGUUAUGAGCUAUUUUCACUCAACUUCUCUGGCAAAAAUCCCCAUUCUGUAUUUGUUUUCAUCUUUGCCAGAGCUUCACCGAUUCCGGAAUAGCCUCGCCUUGGGCCAUAUCUAUUUUUCACUUCUUGCAGUUUGAGUGUUCGACAUUUUGCCGCAAUGAAUAGGCUUCCAUGCACAAGCGGAUGAGAUAAUGUUCUCUCUGGCUAAUCUACGCAGACUUUGUGCUGCGAUUGAUGCCUUUGCUGCAACUUGCAUCGCCGCCAGCAUCUCAAAGACGAGAACCAAAACCGAUAUUGCCAUUUCCGCCCACGCGUCGAAUCAGCAUCCCGACAGCUUUCCCACCAUUGCUGCGUGCAAGGCUUCCGUUUUGAAGAAACAGGCAAGGCAAGAAGCUGAAAAGGAUCCAUCUGCCUCCUCUAGUAGCUCUCAGGAUUCGGUUCCCCUCAGUGAACCCGCGCUUGUGCAAAUCAAGACAGAGAGGGAUCCAGAGAAGCUGUUUCAGCUCUUCAAUGCAAAUGCUGAGAACCGUCUUGUAGUGGAAAACCGCUUUGCCUUUGAGGAUACAGUAUCCCGACUUACUGGAGCCCGCAGGUUUGAUCUCGUUGUGAAGCUUCUUGAGCAUCAAAAAACACUUCCACAGGGCAGGCGUGAGGGUUUUGUUGUUAGAAUCAUUAUGUUAUAUGGAAGAGCCAGAAUGACUGAUCAUGCCCUUAGAACCUUUGAAGAUAUGCAUCUCUUUGGAUGUCCACGGACUGUCAAGUCUUUCAAUGCCAUGCUGAAUGUUUUAUCACAAAACAGGAGAUUUGAGGAGGCUAAAAUGCUUUUCAGUGAGGCCCUGGCUAAGUUUGGGAUUGAAUUAGAUGGCGUUUCAUAUAAUACCAUUGUUAAGGUUUUGUGUGAAAUGCGUAGCUUGGAUUCUGCCUAUUUAGUCAUGGUGGAUAUGGAAAAAGCUGGGAUCAGGCCAGAUGUGGUGACGUACACUACACUCAUGUCUGCCUUCUAUAAACAUGGUCGUCGUGAGGUUGGUGAUGGUUUGUGGAACCUAAUGGUACUCAAAGGUUGCUCACCCAAUUUGGCAACUUUCAAUGUAAGAAUACAGUUUCUGAUUAAUAGGAGGAGAGGAUGGCAAGCGAAUGAUUUAGCUCAAAAGAUGAAUGCUACCGGUAUCAGACCUGAUGAGCUGACCUAUAAUCUUAUUAUCAAAGGAUUUUGCAUGAUGGGUGAACUUGAAAUGGCAAAGAGGAUCUUUUGGGCUAUGCAUGGAAGGGGAUGCAAGCCAAAUGAAAAGAUUUACCAGACGAUGGUUCAUUAUUUUUGUAAAGCAGGGGAGUUUGAUGUGGCUUUUAGGCUUUGCAAGGAUAGCAUGCAAAAGAAUUGGUUUCCAAAUGUUGAUACUAUUGAUAACCUGUUAAAAGGCCUCAUGAAAAUUUCAAAGAAAAGGAGUGCUAGGGAAAUCUUCAAAUUGGUUAGCAAUAAGCAUCCACCAUACUCGAUUGAGGAAUUGAAGGAUUUCCAAGACAUAUUAUCCAGUAGAAAGGCUCUAUAAAAGUAAUGGGAUUUGGAUUUAAUCUUGGAAUAUCAUGUCUCUAGAAAAGAUUUAUGUGAGUUCCUUGGGAUUCAUUUGUUGAUUUGCAUUUGUUGCCGGAAGGAAACUUUUACCUGGUGUUGAAGAUAUGUUCUACACUUCCUCAAAUAUCUUUCAAAGAAGGUUCUGAGAAAAAAUAUUCAGUGCAUCAACUGAUAGCAUAUUCUUCCAAGUUGGGAAUUUUCGCCACAGCUCUGUGGCCUCCUGCCAAACAUGUUCCUCAGGAUAAAAUUAUGAGCAUAAAACAACUACUUCACAUCUGUGUUGUUUUCUAUAAGAGUCUUGCAAUAACAUUAACCCAAUAGGAUGCUUCAAAUUUUUUACUUUCAAUUUUCCAGAAGCUGCCCUUAGAUCUUCUUGUCCUCAAUUCUCAGACUGAUCAAUCAGCAAACUUCAAGAACCAAGUUCCGGAUGCAGAUUCUUACUUUCUCCAAACACCAAAACACCGCAAGAUAGCACCCAGCCUGAAGCAGUUGGGGAAAUUCAUAAGACUCCAAAUUCCCAAAUCGAUGUGGAGUGUCUAAAUUUAUUUGAUAUUUACAUCAAUUCUAUUUGGCCUGGAAAAAAUUAUGGUCCUACAAGUUAUUAAGGGUCUGUUUGGAGCAGCUACAAUUUUUUGUGAAGUUGAUUAUAAAGUUAUUAUGAGAAAAUAUUUUUGUUUUAUA
Molecule: messenger RNA, 2560 nt
Organism: Dendrobium catenatum
Lineage: Eukaryota; Viridiplantae; Streptophyta; Magnoliopsida; Asparagales; Orchidaceae
Product: pentatricopeptide repeat-containing protein At1g80150, mitochondrial
Exons: 2
Coding region: 501-1856 (451 amino acids)
Cellular component (GO): chloroplast
Molecular function (GO): protein binding
Source: RefSeq, a predicted model, not a curated record